AUGUCGGCCGGCGGCUUGGGCUCUGCGACCGUUUCCACGGUUACCAGGUCCAACUACAGCUCCUCGGCAGGGGCGGGUUCAGGAGGCGUGAAGAGGGGCGGGGCACAGGGGUCUGCAUCCUCUGCUGUCAGCUUCUCCCCCACCCCCACGGAGAGAAAGAGCAUGACCACCACCAUGACCGCCCGCUCCAUGGGCUACGAAGGAAGAUCCAAUGGAAACUCAUCUCCGGAAUACACAAGGAGAGAAUAUGUUGCAGCAAGUGCAGCUGCCAGUAAACCCACCAGAGGGCGGAGCCACAGCAGAGAGAGUGAGAUCAGAUGCAGACUGCAGAGUGCCUCUCCCACAGCCAAAAGAUGGACGGAGCUGGAAGACGUGAAGCGGCUGCUGAAGGGGAGUCGCUCCAGCAGCAUCAGCCCCCCUCGCUCCCCCACCAGCACCCUCCCUAUCCCCAGGAAGGCCCGCGUAGAGACCAGAACCAUGCCAAACAGCUCCAAGUCAGCCACAGGGCUUCAGAACAACCUGGCCCUCAGCUCUACAUCCAUGAACUCUGGACUCUCUGCCUCUAGCACUGUUCACGGUAUGCAGAAUAACCUGGCCACCACCACUGGCGGUAUCCUAACAGCGAAUGGAGUCAACGCACAAACAGGCAUGGAUGGAGUGUUGAGUGUUCACAAAUCCACUGGGAUCAAGAGAAUAACGCCCAUGUUCAUUGUGGGAGUUAUACUUCACGCGUGUUUAAAUCAUGUUAAUUUCACCCUGCAUGUUUUUCUUGGCAGUCUAUGGUGUGCAGAAAAAUGUCACAAGCACAGGGGUGUCCACAACCACAGCACUCCUACCAGUGACGAGGCCAAAGAAUGCAAAUUCAUGCUGCUGGAGAAAGAGAACGCUCCUGUCAAAAAGGAGACGGAGAGACUCGUCAUGGCCAAAGAGACCGGCAAGCAGUUCUCCUCUGCUGCCACUGCUAUUGCCGAAGAAGUCAGACGUCUUAAAGCUCGUGUGGAUGCCUUGGAACAAGCCUCCAGCUCUUCCUCUGCCCAUUCCAGUCGCCUCUCCUCCUCCUCUGCCAUCAACAUCAUAGACCCUCUGGGGUCUGUGUACAUAGACAAGACCUCCUCUACCUCCUCUACCACACUGCUCCGCUCUGAUAAUGGUAUCAAUCUGGGAGUGGCAGCAGGAGCAGGUCCAGGAUCAGCUAAUGGACGAGGCCAAGACUCUGUAGCUCUGCAAAGGGCAGUACAGCAGAUAGUCUGGACUGAGCUGCAGUCCGAUACUGUACGAGCAACACUUGCACACUCAAUGAAAGGAGCGAGAGGAGAGCCUGGGACCAAAGGUGACCAAGGUGCUCCAGGAGUCAAAGGUGAUAAUGGAUUCCCUGGCCUACCAGGUCCUCCAGGUCAGAUGGGUCACAGUGGACUGGAGGGCCCGAGGGGACCUAAAGGAAAUGCAGGUGAAGCUGGUGCAGAGGGCCCCCCAGGCCAGAGGGGCCGAGAAGGACCAACGGGAUCACGUGGAGAGCCUGGUCCUCCAGGGUUUGGAGAGAAAGGGGACAAAGGUUCUCCUGGUGAACCCGGAGGCCCUGGACCUGCUGGCACUGCUGGGCCUGUUGGGCCUAAAGGGUCGGUGGGUGGUCAUGGUGCUACAGGUAUCCCAGGUGACCCAGGUGAAAAAGGACUUCCAGGACCAGACGGAACAAAGGGAUCCAAAGGACCCGCAGGUGCUCCCGGGGCUGAUGGUGAAAAAGGCUCUAGAGGUGACAAGGGAUCGGAUGGAUUACCAGGUCCAAGAGGACCAGCAGGACCUCCAGGAGAUGCAGGCCUCCCAGGCAUUCCCGGGCUUCAAGGUCCACCAGGUAUACCAGGUAAUCCAGGUCAGCCUGGAGGUAAAGGUGAAGCUGGAGAACCUGGUAGAAUCAUCAAUGCAGCUGGUUCCAGUUCGGUUGCCAUCCCCGGACACGCUGGUGUUGCCGGAUCCCCUGGACUCUCAGGUUGGUACUGA
This is a messenger RNA of Oncorhynchus mykiss (rainbow trout), 1995 nucleotides long. The record is from RefSeq and is a predicted model, not a curated record. NCBI's taxonomy places the organism in Eukaryota, Metazoa, Chordata, Actinopteri, Salmoniformes, Salmonidae.